Messenger RNA from Belonocnema kinseyi, 1339 nucleotides. Its product is annotated as decapping and exoribonuclease protein-like. Gene Ontology annotation, biological process: nuclear-transcribed mRNA catabolic process; NAD-cap decapping. Gene Ontology annotation, molecular function: mRNA 5'-diphosphatase activity. NCBI's taxonomy places the organism in Eukaryota, Metazoa, Arthropoda, Insecta, Hymenoptera, Cynipidae. Bases 211 to 714 code for a protein of 167 amino acids. Gene Ontology annotation, cellular component: cytosol; nucleus. The transcript is spliced from 3 exons. The record is from RefSeq and is a predicted model, not a curated record.
UUCACUAUUCAGUUUAUGAACAAGUAAUAAGGAAAAUGAGUGAUCAAAAAAAGCCUUUUCUUUUUAAUCGUUUUUUAGUUCGUCGAACAUGGUCCACAGAAUUUCCUUAUGUAGAAACUCCAAGAGUGAUAAGUUUUUUUAGUAAGGAUUUAAAUGGAUGCAAACCGGAUUUAUCACAUUUGAAAUAUUACAGAUCACCGCCGAUUCAAAAUGUUUAUUUUGAUCUUAAUGAAGGAUAUGAUAAUGUUAUUAACAAAGUUCCGUUUUCUCCAAACAUGGAUAACGUAUUGCAUUGGGCAAACUCGAAUCCAGAAGUUGUGCAAAGAUAAUCCUGAAAUUCCUCCAGACACUUCAAAUCCGGUUGACGAAAAUUCGGAGUUUUUUGGUGUUUUCUCAUAUAAAUUAGGGGAACAUAAUCUUCUUUACGUAGGGUCAAUUGAUGGAGUCAUUUCAAAUGAAAUUUUAACGAAACACACCAUUUUAGCAAAUGACAUUAAAUUUGCUGAGCUGAAAACUGGGAAACGGUAUCAAAUUCAUGAACGAAAUCAUUCGUUCUAUCUUAGGCGGGCAAAAACAUGGUGCCAAUCCUUUUUGAGCUGCGUUGAAAAAGUUUUGUUCGGAUAUAGAACAGAAAAUGGAAUCCUGGAAAAUAUAGAAGAAUAUACGCUGGAUGAAUUAUUAGAAGUUGUCGGGAAUAAGUAUAAUAACAGCUGAAGUAUUUGUGCAGGCACUAGCAAACUGGCAUCCCAAUAAAGCAAAGAACUUCUGCAAUGAAUUUUUGAAAUACGUAAAAGAUACUGUCACAGAAGAUCACGCCAAAUGUAUUUAUAAAUUUACUUGGCAUGCUAGGAAAGGAGAAAAAAAUAUUACAAUUGAGAUUUUAGAAAAUGUUAAUGAUGAAUCAAAAUAUUCAGAGUACUUGUUUCUACAUGAGUGGUAUAUUGCAAGAAUUAAUCAAUACUAAGAUAAGUCACAAAAUUAUUUGAUAGAGAAGACAAUCCACAAGCAAUCAGAAGUUUAAUAUUAAGAAUAAGAGGGAUAAGCAACUUAAAAUAAAUAUACUAACCCGGAAUGUAAUCAAAAGAAGAUUAAUUUUGCAGGGGAAAAAGCCGAAUUAAUAACCAGCCUAUUUUAAUAUUAGAAGGGUUUACUAAAAUUAAAAAAUUUCUUUUCGUUACAAUUUUAAAAUGCAUCUAUUUAAAAAUCUAAACGUUUCUACAUCGGUUCUUCUAAAGAUUUUUUCUGUUGCAUAAUAACAGUUUACUCUAACAUUGUACUCUUUACAUAUUUUUUAUAUAUGAGAAUAAUAAAAUAAUUAUAAAUAUAAGAUUGGUCUCCA